Messenger RNA from Acinonyx jubatus (cheetah), 3686 nucleotides. RefSeq names its product C2 calcium dependent domain containing 4B (gene C2CD4B). Lineage: Eukaryota; Metazoa; Chordata; Mammalia; Carnivora; Felidae. The transcript has 2 exons. The coding region runs from base 2542 to 3579 and encodes 345 amino acids. The record is from RefSeq and is a predicted model, not a curated record.
ACGAGUGCACAGGCAGGGGAGGGGCAGAGAGAGAGGGAGACACAGAAUCCGAAGCAGACUCCAGGCUCUGAGCUGUCAGCCCAGAGCCCAACGUGGGACUCGAACCCAUGAACCAUGAGAUCGUGGCCUGAGCCAAAGUCAAACGCUCAACCAACUGAGCCACUCAGGCGCCCCAUCCCACUCUUGAUUUCUACACAGGUCAUGAUCUCACGGUUCAGAAGUUCGAGCCCCGUGUGGGGCUCUGCAAUGACAUUGCAGAACCUGCUUGGGAUUCUCUCUUUCUCUCUGCCCCUCCCCACUAGUGUUCAUGCUCUCUCUCCCUCCCUCUCUCUCUCUCUGUCAAAAUAAAUGAACUUAAAAAACGGGGGGUGGGGGGGCACCUGGGUGGCUCAGUCAGUUAAUCGUCCAACUUCAGCUUGGGUCACGAUCUCGCAGUUCAUGAGUUUGAGCCCCACGUGGGGCUCUGUGCUGACAGCUGGGGGCCUGGAGCCUGCUUCAGAUUCUGCGUCUCCCUCUCUCUCUGCCCCUUGCCUGCUCACACUCUGUCUCUCUCUCUCAAAAAUAAACAUUAAAAACAAAAACAAAACAAAAAGGGAAAGAAAAUAUUAAUUACUAACAAAAGGAAACAUUCACUCGUCUUAUCUCUAAGGAUUUGGAAAUAAUGGUACUUAUUAUUGAAAAGCAAGGAUAAUGGAAAAUACUUAGUAGUAGACUGACUUGCUUUAAGAAUUAACAUUCUGGGUGUAAAGUGCGAUACAAUCCACACAUGCACACAAUGCCUGACACACAACAGACUUGGUGAAUUAUAAUGAACUGACUGAAUGGAGAUGAAGAAAGGAAAGAGAGAAGGAAGCAAGAAUUAGCCAAAAGCUGGGACUUAGGAAACAAGGUACGAUUCAUAGUUUCAAUGACCCUAGGCAAGUCUCUUAACCUGAGCCUCAGUUUCUCAUCUGGUAAACAGAAGCAAUGUCCACCUCACUGGUUUGUUGUGAGAAACUGAAUAAUGCAGUUAGAGAGAGAUGUGGUUAAAAGCACCUGACAGUCAUAAGACCUGGAUUGUAGAUCAGGUUCAAUUCCACACAAUAUAAUUCACUCAAAUAUUUACUGAGCACUUAUUAUUUGCCUGGCAUUGUAUUCCAGGUGCUGGAAUUGGAUAAAAAUUAAUAAGACAGCUAGGUUUGUCUCUUGUAUAGGGCAACUGGGAUGGAAGCAGGCCCAGAUUCCGAAUCAGAGCACUUUUAUUUUACCUAUAUUCAAAAGAGGUCCCCCCAAAGUCCCUGAGUCAUGCCAGUCUUUGCCCUCAAGAAACUCAUAGUCUCUUAGGACACAAACCUGUAAACCAAAAAUUCAUAGCAGCAUGCUAAACACAGCAAUGGUGGUAUAUAAAAUAUGUACGGAGGGAAUAAGGAAGGGCUGAGGAACUGUAGAGGGGGAGUCCGGUAAAGGGUCCUGAAGCAGAUGCUGUCGCUGAAUUAUGGAAAACAAACAGGAGUUCCUACAGAGAGAAAAAGAGAGAAAGGACAUUUUAGAUAACAGGAAGCAUUACGUGCAAAGCCAAAUAAAUAGGAAGUUGCUAGUUCCAGGUUCUGCCAUUGACUGACUUUAUUUACCUUUAUGGAAUUUCCCCAAGUCCCUCCAGCUUCCAGUUUUCUCAUAUUAGAAAAUGAAGUUUGGGGGAGGGGGGGAAAGAGGCAACAUAGAUUUUCUCUAAGGGGCUUUCUAACUGGUACCUCCCCACUGAAGCAGAGAGAAAAGGGUAGCGUUGGAAACAUCACGUGCUAUUUUUAGGGUAUGAGCCAGAGGCCCCAUCUUUUGUGACAAAAGAUGAUCGUCUGCAGUCGUCUGGAAAGUUUUGCGUAAUUCACCCACUUCACCAGUAUUUAUGGCAUUGACUGAGCCAGGCUGUAUGCUAGUAAGGAGGCCACCAUCCAGCAGAGGGAGACGUGUAAUAAGUACACGAAUACCAUGGAAACCAUAUUGGUCGGCUCAUGGAGGGUGCGUGGAAGCAGUAAAAUAGAAGAACCUAGGGGCAUGUCCCUGUGCAGGGUGACAGGAUUUAGCUCCUACCAAAAAGGAACUUCCUGCUUCCUCAUCCUGUUUCACCUUCUCCAACAGGCCGCUAGCAUUUUCCACCACCACAAGUUCUCCCUGGGCAGGGCGACCAGGCGUCCUCUCUUCACCUGCAACCUUUUCCAGGCCUGUGUAAGGGGCUCCAUGCACGCAGAGUGGAUGCAGGUCCCAAGACUGACCGGAGGGUCACACCCAAGCACCCACUGCAGGGGCCCCAGCAGCGGCGGGCAGGGGUGACUUGGAAGGCGGGCUGUCCCCUGGCUCCAGGGGUUGGGCUCUAGGCCGGCUGGGCGGGACUCAGGCUGCCAGUAUAAGACAGGAGCGCCACUGUCCUGGCCAGAGUGCUGAAGCUGGCGCCCCAGCCAGGACCGCGAGGCAGCCGGCCCUGAACUUGCAACUCUCGACCCACAGUGACUGAAGAAGAAGGAAAGGAGGGCCUUCUGCCACCACUCUCAGCCUCAGCCUCGGAGGAUGCGGCUCCUCGGGAGACUCCGCGCCUCCACUCCGGAGCCCGCUUUCACCAACGUGCUCACUCCGGACCGCAUCCCCGAGUUCUGCAUCCCGCCGCGGCUGCCCGCGUCCUGCGCGCCCGAGUCUCCGCCUCCGGCCGCCGCUCUGCCCCGGCGCUGCGCAGCCCAGCCGGACCUGUGGCCCAGAGGAGCCGACGACAGCGCGGGGCACACGGACUGGGACCCGCGCUCGCAGGCAGCCCUAUCGCUGCCGCACCUGCCCCGCGCGCUCACCGCCUACGGCUUCUGCACGCUGCUCGAGAGCCCGCACACCCGCCGCAAGGAGUCGCUCUUCCUCGGGGGCCCUGCAGCCGCCCCGCUCGUGCCCCGGGACUCGGCUCCGGCCUCCGCCCCCGCGCUCCCCGCGGGCCUCCGCCCCACCCCGGACACGCCCGCCCCGCCGCCCCGCGCCCGCCGCCUCCUGCGCGCCCCCGAACGGCUGCUGAGCCGCGCGCUGCGGGCCCGGACGAGCCGAGGCCUGGUCCGCGCCCCCUCCGUGUCCAGCGGGGACGGCGACGAGGACGAGGAGCGCGGCGCCGUCGCGGGGCCCCCUUCCCAGGCCCCCUCCGCGUCCCCGCCGCCGCCGCCCUGCCCCGGCCCGCGUCCCGAGCGCCUGGAGGCCGAGGGCACCGUGGCUCUGGGCCGCGCCGGGUGCGCCCUGCGCCUGGCCGCCGAGUACAGUCGGGCCAGCGGGCGGCUCCGCGUCCGGCUGCUGGGCACCGAGGGCCUGGCCGCGGGAGCCGCCGAGCCCCCCGCCGUCGGCUGCCGCGUCAGCUUCGUCCUGCGGCCGCCGGGCCAGCCGCGCUCGCAGCGCAGCGCCGUGGUCCGGCGGAGCCGCAAGGCCGCCUUCCACCAGGACGUGUGCUUGGACGGGCUCUCGGAGGAGCAGGUGCGCCGCCUGGCCGUGCGCGUCAAGGCCGAGCAGCGGGGUCGCGGCCUGGAGCGGGGCCGCCCGCUGGGCCAGGGCGAGCUGCUGCUGGGCUCCCUGCUGCUGCCCUGAGGGCGCCCGGGGCUCAGACCGCCCCCUCGGGGCGCCCUCGGACCGCUGGCAACUCGGACACCGACAGCCGCUUCGGACAAAAUAAACGUUAUUUAUUCAUUUUUCAA